Molecule: messenger RNA, 1519 nt
Organism: Paramisgurnus dabryanus
Lineage: Eukaryota; Metazoa; Chordata; Actinopteri; Cypriniformes; Cobitidae
Product: Krueppel-like factor 15
Biological process (GO): regulation of transcription by RNA polymerase II
Molecular function (GO): RNA polymerase II cis-regulatory region sequence-specific DNA binding; DNA-binding transcription factor activity, RNA polymerase II-specific
Source: RefSeq, a predicted model, not a curated record
UCGCGAUGCGUGUCAUGUGACAGGCCUGUGUGAAAAAUGCCAACAUGGACCCGUGGCAAGGACGAUGUUCUUCCCUACAAUAAUUUCAAACGGGACUUCUGGACUCAUUUUAUAUUGCACAUCCGCAAUCCGGACGUUACCAUCCGAAUUUACUCGAGCGUUUACAAACUGUGGUGUUCACUGGCGAUACCUUCACCCAUCCUCUGACCUCCAUACCAACAAAUGGUCUCGAUAAGCGACGGAGCGGUGGCCACUGCUAAUGAAUCGUUCACGGACCACACCUCGGCUGCCUUACACUUCGUAGAGGUGGGAAGCAGCGAGGGUGGAAGCUCCAUCUCGUGCUCCAGUCCUGAAUCCGGAGAUGCAGGUGCCCGGCUCAGCUGCAGCCCGGGCGAGGAAGAUGAGGAUGAAGGGCUGCUGCAGAAUUAUUUUGACUCCAAUGAGGACUUUUUGGCUCAGUCCAAGCUGCCAGAUUUUAUAUCUCAGCUCCCCAGCACCUUUUCUCCCACCCUGGAGGACAUUGAGGAAUUCUUGAUGGAGAAGAUGGAGCUGGUGAACGAUGCUCCUCCGAGUCCGGAGGAGAAGGAGAAGGAGGACGACCCUCCCGCGCAGCCGUCUUCCCCGGAGAGGUCGAAACCCACCGUGGCGACGCCGACCCCUGUGGCUCAAAGUCUCGGGGCCGCUGCAACUAGCGCCGCUCCAGUGCUAGUUGGUGCUCCACUGGUGCUACAGUUACAACCUCUCCACCUAAGCCACGCCCUCCCACAACCAGACACACAGACGGGUGUGGCCAGUGGGCUCCGAGUGGCCCACCUCGUGCUUGGUGUCCAAGGGGCACAGAACAUUACCCUUCUGUCAUCGCAGGUGCCCUCGGCAACCAUACUUCCAAUUGUUGGUGAAGCCAUCAACCAAGACCAAAAGUAUGUGAAGAUCGCCCCUCUGCCCAUCACGGUCAGGGCGGUUGGAAUUGCGGGCACGGGUCUUGUCAAAGCCAUCACGCCACGACCAUCCAGGCCCACCGCAGAAACCCUGCGGGUACAUAAGUGCUCUCACCCGGGGUGCGAGAAGAUGUACACCAAGAGCAGCCACCUUAAAGCUCAUUUUCGGAGACAUACGGGUGAGAAGCCCUACCUGUGCAGCUGGCCAGAUUGCGGGUGGAGGUUCUCUCGCUCCGAUGAGUUAUCGCGCCACCGGCGGUCUCACUCGGGAGUCAAGCCUUAUGAGUGCACAAUGUGCGACAAAAAGUUCGCCAGGAGCGACCACCUGUCCAAACACACCAAGGUGCACCGGGGUCCACGUGCUGGCAGACUGGUCAGGGCCAACGUCUGACUGCCGGAUCCCAGACCCACGGCUGGAGUCUCUUACUUAGUUCAAGCAAUGAUAUCUAAACAGGCUCAUAAGCUGUAACCCUUCGCCUUUAUUUUGGUCUGUUUCCCCGAGUUUUUUAUGGUUAAUCCAGGCAUUUGUUUUUCUUGGUGCUACAGUCAGCUAACUUGAAUCUCAGGGAUGUGAUUAUUAA